Trichosurus vulpecula (common brushtail) is the source of this 6236-nucleotide messenger RNA. It is a transcript of the gene ITSN1, whose product is annotated as intersectin 1. Gene Ontology annotation, biological process: intracellular signal transduction; clathrin-dependent synaptic vesicle endocytosis; endosomal transport. Gene Ontology annotation, molecular function: protein binding; molecular adaptor activity; guanyl-nucleotide exchange factor activity. Gene Ontology annotation, cellular component: intracellular vesicle; clathrin-coated pit; presynaptic membrane. Bases 478 to 5616 code for a protein of 1712 amino acids. Lineage: Eukaryota; Metazoa; Chordata; Mammalia; Diprotodontia; Phalangeridae. The transcript is spliced from 40 exons. The record is from RefSeq and is a predicted model, not a curated record.
GGGGCCACAGUCUUGGGAUUGAGAGGUUGCUUCCCUUCCCCCCACAUCUGUGGGCGGGGAGCAAGGUAGAGAGAGUGCAAGCGGGACUGGGGGGGUACAGUGGGGGGUUCGAGAAAGAGACCGAGGCGGAGAAGGGGAGAGCGCGCGAGACUGAAGGGAAGGGUGGAAGAUUAGAUGAUAGAUAGAUAGAUAGACAGACAGACAGAUAGAGUUGGUUGCUCCAUAGUACGGCGGCUCGGAAGGGAGAAUCCCGAGAGAGCUCCGGGACUGGAGGGGAUGGUGAGCGGUGCGGCGGCAGCGUUUUCAUCCCUCCCCGGGGCGUGUGCCCGGCACUGAUUUCUCCCCGGGACCGCGCAGCUCUCGCCCGGAGAUGAGACUAUGUUACCUGAAUACUGUUGGGGAAAAGAAAGAAUAUGAAGAGCUGGUGUUGAGUCAAAUGUACUGAGCUUCUACUAGCAAGCUAAAAGUGACAGAACCAUGGCUCAAUUUCCAACAUCUUUUGGUGGCAGCCUGGAUAUUUGGGCCAUAACUGUAGAAGAAAGAGCAAAGCAUGAUCAGCAGUUCCAUAGUCUCAAGCCAACAUCUGGGUUUAUUACUGGUGAUCAAGCCAGAAACUUUUUUUUUCAAUCUGGGUUAUCUCAGCCUGUUUUAGCACAGAUAUGGGCACUAGCUGACAUGAACAAUGAUGGGAGAAUGGAUCAGAUAGAAUUUUCUAUAGCGAUGAAACUUAUCAAACUGAAGCUACAAGGUUAUCAGCUACCUGCUGCACUUCCUCCUGUCAUGAAACAGCAACCUGUUGCUAUUUCUGGUGCACCCACAUUUGGUAUAGGAGGCAUUGCCAGCAUGCCGUCUCUCACAGCUGUUGCUCCAGUACCAAUGGCAUCUAUUCCAGUAGUAGGAAUGUCCCCACCUCUUGUAUCUUCUGUUCCUACAACAGCAGUUCCUCCCCUGGCUAAUGGCACUCCUUCUGUCAUACAACCUUUGCCUGCUUUUGCUCAUCCUGCCACGUUGCCAAAGAGUUCUUCUUUUAGUAGAUCUGGUCCAGGUUCACAGUUAAAUACAAAACUACAGAAGGCACAAUCAUUUGAUGUGGCUAGUGCCUCUCCUGUGGCAGAAUGGGCUGUCCCUCAGUCAUCAAGACUGAAAUAUAGGCAACUCUUCAAUAGCCACGACAAAACAAUGAGUGGACAUCUAACAGGUCCCCAGGCAAGAACUAUUCUUAUGCAAUCAAGUUUACCACAGACUCAGCUGGCUACAAUAUGGAAUCUUUCAGAUAUUGAUCAAGAUGGAAAACUAACAGCAGAAGAAUUUAUUCUGGCAAUGCACUUAAUUGAUGUGGCUAUGUCUGGCCAACCUCUACCACCAGUACUGCCUCCAGAAUAUAUUCCUCCUUCAUUUAGAAGGGUUCGCUCUGGCAGUGGCAUAUCUGUUAUAAGCUCUGUAUCUGUAGACCAAAGGUUACCAGAGGAACCAGUGUUAGAAGAGGAACAGCAACAGCUGGAAAAGAAAUUACCUGUGACAUUUGAAGAUAAAAAGCGUGAAAACUUUGAACGAGGUAAUCUGGAACUUGAAAAGAGAAGACAGGCUCUGUUAGAACAGCAGCGUAAAGAGCAGGAGCGCCUAGCACAGCUUGAACGGGCCGAGCAGGAAAGGAAGGAACGAGAACGUCAAGAACAAGAGCGAAAAAGGCAGGUAGAGCUGGAAAAACAACUGGAAAAACAGCGGGAACUGGAACGUCAGAGGGAAGAAGAGAGGAGGAAGGAAAUUGAAAGACGUGAGGCUGCAAAAAGAGAACUUGAAAGACAACGACAACUUGAGUGGGAACGGAAUCGGCGGCAGGAACUAUUGAAUCAAAGAAAUAAAGAGCAAGAAGACAUAGUUGUUUUGAAGGCAAAGAAGAAGACUUUGGAAUUUGAAUUAGAAGCUCUAAAUGAUAAAAAACAUCAAUUGGAAGGAAAACUUCAAGAUAUCAGGUGUCGAUUAGCCAUGCAAAGGCAAGAAAUUGAAAGCACAAAUAAAUCCCGAGAACUGAGAAUUGCUGAAAUCACCCACUUACAGCAACAAUUACAGGAAUCUCAGCAAAUGCUUGGAAGGCUGAUUCCUGAAAAACAGUUACUCAAUGACCAAUUAAAACAAGUUCAACAAAACAGUUUGCACAGAGAUUCCCUUCUUACACUUAAAAGAGCCUUAGAAGCAAAAGAACUUGCUCGUCAGCAGCUGAGAGACCAGCUGGAUGAGGUUGAGAAAGAAACUAGAUCAAAGCUACAGGAGAUUGAUAUUUUCAACAAUCAGCUAAAGGAACUAAGAGAAAUACAUAACAAGCAACAGCUCCAAAAACAAAAGAAUUUAGAGGCAGAAAGGUUGAAACAGAAAGAAAAAGAGAGGAAAACAAUAGAAUUAGAAAAGCAGAAAGAAGAAACCCAAAGACGUCCACAAGAUAAGCAAUGGCUUGACCGAGUUCAACAGGAUGAAGAGUAUCAACGGCCAAAAAAACUCCACGAUGAAGAGAAACUAAGGGAAGAACCAGUCAAGAAAAAGGAUGGUGAGGAAAAAGGCAAACAGGAAAUGAAAGAUAAGCUGAGUAAGCUUUUUCAGCAACACCAGGAACCAGCUAAGCCCACCCUCCAAACACCCAGCUCAUCUACAGAAAAAGGUCCACUUGCUAUUUCUACUCAAGAGGAUGUAAAGGUAGUGUAUUACCGGGCACUGUACCCAUUUGAAUCAAGGAGCCAUGAUGAAAUCACCAUCCAGCCUGGGGACAUAGUCAUGGUGGAUGAAAGCCAAACUGGAGAACCUGGGUGGCUUGGAGGGGAGUUAAAAGGAAAGACAGGAUGGUUUCCUGCAAACUAUGCAGAGAAAAUCCCAGAGAAUGAGAUCCCCACCCCUCUGAAACCAGGAGCUGACUCUACACCCAUGCCCACACCUAAACUUGCUUUACAUGAAACCCCAACCCCUGUGGCAACAACCUCUUCAGAAUCCUCUACGACCUCCAACAACUGGGCCGACUUCAGCUCCACGUGGCCAACAAACACUAAUGAGAAACCAGAAACAGAUAAUUGGGAUGCAUGGGCAACCCAGCCUUCGCUCACUGUUCCCAGUGCAGGGCAGUUAAGGCAAAGAUCAGCCUUUACCCCAGCUACUGUUACUGGCUCAUCACCAUCUCCUGUUUUGGGCCAGGGUGAAAAGGUAGAGGGGCUACAAGCACAAGCUUUGUACCCGUGGAGGGCCAAAAAGGACAACCAUUUAAAUUUCAACAAAAAUGAUGUCAUCACAGUCCUGGAACAGCAAGAUAUGUGGUGGUUUGGAGAAGUUCAAGGUCAAAAGGGUUGGUUCCCCAAGUCUUAUGUGAAGCUCAUUUCAGGACCCAUAAGAAAAUCAACAAGUAUGGAUUCAAGUUCUUCAGAAAGUCCCGCUGUUCUCAAGAGAGUAGCGUCACCAGCAGCUAAACUUUCAAUACCAGGAGAAGAGUAUAUUGCCAUGUACACUUAUGAGAGUUCUGAACAAGGCGAUUUAACCUUUCAGCAAGGGGAUGUGAUUUUGGUUACGAAGAAAGAUGGUGAUUGGUGGACAGGAACAGUGGCUGACAAAUCUGGAGUCUUUCCUUCUAACUAUGUGAGGCUUAAAGACUCAGAGGCCCCUGGGACUAUUGGGAAAGCAGGGAGUUUAGGAAAGAAACCUGAAAUUGCCCAAGUUAUCGCAUCUUAUACUGCUACUGGCCCUGAACAACUUACCCUGGCACCUGGACAACUGAUUUUGAUCCGAAAGAAGAAUCCAGGAGGAUGGUGGGAAGGAGAGCUUCAAGCACGUGGGAAAAAGCGUCAGAUAGGCUGGUUCCCAGCUAAUUAUGUAAAACUUUUAAGUCCUGGUACCAGCAAAAUAACGCCAACGGAGCCACCCAAGUCAAUAGCACUACCUACUGUGUGCCAAGUGAUUGGUAUGUACGAUUACACUGCACAGAAUGAUGAUGAGCUGGCAUUCAACAAAGGCCAGAUCAUCAAUGUUCUUAAUAAGGAAGACCCCGAUUGGUGGAAAGGAGAAGUCAAUGGACAAGUGGGACUCUUCCCAUCCAAUUAUGUGAAAAUGACAACAGACAUGGACCCAAGCCAGCAAUGGUGUGCAGAUUUACAUCUUUUGGAUAUGUUGACACCAACAGAAAGGAAGCGACAGGGAUAUAUCCAUGAGCUACUUGUUACAGAAGAGAACUAUGUCAAUGACCUGCAGUUAGUCACAGAGAUCUUUCAGAAACCGCUGAUGGAGUCUGAGCUGCUGACAGAAAAAGAGGUGGCUAUGAUUUUUGUUAACUGGAAGGAGCUGAUAAUGUGUAAUAUCAAACUGCUGAAGGCCCUGAGAGUUCGGAAGAAAAUGUCUGGUGAGAGGAUGCCUGUGAAGAUGAUUGGCGAUAUCUUGACUGCCCAGCUGCCCCACAUGCAGCCCUACAUUCGUUUCUGCAGCUGCCAACUCAACGGAGCGGCCCUCAUCCAGCAGAAGACAGAUGAAGCCCCUGAGUUCAAGGAAUUUGUCAAAAGAUUAGCCAUGGAUCCUCGGUGUAAAGGGAUGCCACUCUCUAGUUUUAUCCUGAAGCCUAUGCAGCGGGUAACAAGAUACCCACUAAUCAUUAAAAAUAUCUUAGAAAACACUCCUGAAAACCACCCUGACUACAGUCACUUGAAACAUGCUCUAGAGAAGGCUGAAGAAUUGUGUUCCCAGGUCAAUGAAGGUGUGCGUGAAAAGGAGAAUUCAGACCGGUUGGAGUGGAUUCAAGCACAUGUGCAGUGUGAAGGCCUGUCUGAGCAACUUGUCUUCAACUCAGUCACCAAUUGCUUGGGACCACGAAAAUUCCUACACAGUGGGAAAUUGUACAAAGCCAAGAGCAACAAGGAACUGUAUGGCUUCCUUUUCAAUGACUUUCUUCUUCUGACUCAGAUAAUCAAGCCUUUGGGUUCUUCUGGGACUGACAAAGUCUUCAGCCCCAAAUCUAAUCUACAGUAUAAAAUGUAUAAGACGCCCAUUUUCCUAAACGAAGUCCUAGUAAAAUUACCCACUGACCCUUCUGGAGACGAGCCCAUCUUCCACAUUUCCCACAUCGAUAGAGUCUACACUCUCCGUGCGGAAAGCAUAAAUGAAAGAACUGCCUGGGUACAGAAAAUUAAAGCUGCUUCUGAAUUCUACAUUGAAACUGAGAAAAAGAAGAGGGAAAAGGCAUACUUAGUUCGUUCCCAAAGGGCAACAGGUAUCGGGAGGUUGAUGGUGAACAUUGUUGAAGGCAUUGAAUUAAAGCCCUGUUGGUCACAUGGUAAGAGUAAUCCCUAUUGUGAGGUGACAAUGGGCUCCCAGUGCCAUAUUACAAAGACAAUACAGGACACACUGAACCCCAAGUGGAAUUCCAACUGCCAGUUCUUCAUCAAGGACCUAGAGCAGGAUGUCCUCUGUAUAACUGUGUUUGAGAGGGACCAGUUCUCUCCCGAUGAUUUUUUGGGUCGGACAGAAAUCCGUGUGGCAGACAUCAAGAAAGACCAGGGGUCAAAGGGGCCAGUUACCAAAUGCCUCCUUCUACAUGAAGUUCCAACAGGGGAGAUUGUUGUCCGACUGGAUCUGCAGCUCUUUGAUGAACCGUAGUGGGGCAGGGCCCCCACCAUAGCCUUCUCAUCCCAGCACCAGAGCCCUGCAGAAAUUAUCUGGAAUUUGGUAUUAUUUUUCUAAAUAGCCACUGCGAUUCAUUCAUCUAUAAAUCAAUGGGGUUAAAUUAGGGGUGAGGGGCUCCUUGAGCUCCCAAGAUCACCUUUUGACAAUCCUUCCCAAAACAACCAAUCCUAAAGUAUGAGGCAAAUCUGUGUUUUCACAUGUAGGCUUUCGCUCUAGUUUCUAGGGUUUCUGAAAUCCUAUAGCUAGAGCCAAAACGGAGUCUUGUUCAAAAGUCUGACCUGUCCUGUGGUUGGCUCCACCCAUUCUCUUUACCGUAUAGUUGAUUCAAUAGUGCAACAUCUCUAUUUUUGAAGACUUUAUGUAACUCUUCCAGCGUCUGCCUCCUUGUAGCCCCCACAUAGGCUCUUUGACAAUGAUUUCAGUCCCUUACUGCUGGUUUAGAGACAAACUGUGAGUUGGAUACAUUCUAGGGGCAUGAGAUCUCCAUUGCCUUCAGCUAAGGUCUGCACAGUUCUCAUUUGGAAUGCUGAUGUGGGAUCAUUUGGCAUAGAUGGUUUUCUGAACAUGCCACAGAAUUGGGCCUUUAAGAGCUG